Molecule: messenger RNA, 1165 nt
Organism: Drosophila gunungcola (fruit fly)
Lineage: Eukaryota; Metazoa; Arthropoda; Insecta; Diptera; Drosophilidae
Gene: Sgs3
Product: salivary glue protein Sgs-3
Exons: 2
Coding region: 118-1020 (300 amino acids)
Source: RefSeq, a predicted model, not a curated record
ACAAAAACAAUGAGCUGGUUGGGAUCCUAUAAAAGCAGAGGAUUCCUCCAAGAAAGGUAUCAGUUUGUGAAUUUAUUUCUAAAGAAUUAAAUUGCAUUUCAUAUAUAUACUUCGAAAAUGAAGGCGACGAUUAUUGCUGGAAUCCUGCUAAUCAGCUUGGUGGGAUACACCGCAGGAAAUGCAUGUGGUUGCACAGAUCCAGAGUCAACCACUACGACAACGUGUGCACCAACAACUACUACGACAACGUGCGCUCCAACAACCACUACGACAACGUGUGCUCCAACAACCACACCAAGAACCACGACUACUUGUGCUCCAACAACCACGACAACAACCACGCAAAGGACGACGACUACUUGUGCUCCAACAACCACGACAACAACCACACCAAGAACCACGACUACUUGUGCUCCAACAACCACGACAACAACCACGCAAAGGACGACGACUACUUGUGCUCCAACAACCACGACAACAACUACGCAAAGGACCACGACUACUUGUGCUCCAACAACCACGACAACAACCACACCAAGAACUACGACUACUUGUGCUCCAACAACCACGACAACAACCACGCAAAGGACCACGACUACUUGUGCUCCAACAACCACACCAAGAACCACGACUACUUGUGCUCCAACAACCACGACAACAACCACCCAAAGGACCACGACUACUUGUGCUCCAACAACUACGACAACAACCACCCAAAGGACAACAACCACUUGCGCUCCUACAACCACCACCACCAAAAAGCCAACAACGACAACGACGAAGGCAACCACAACAAAAGCAACUACAACUCGCAGGACGACUCCAAGGACAACUCGCAGAACCACUCGAAAGACGACAACUCGUCCCACCAAAAAGCCAUGCAGUUGCGGUCCAGGCGGUGUUAAAUGCGAUGGAUGCCCUGAAAGGGAAUCACUCUGCCAGGAACUCAUCAAUAUGAUCCGCAAUCUGGAUCGCAGAAUCCGCCAGUGCGUUUGUGGUCAAAAGGAAUGGAUGUUGUAGGUCAAUUAAACCACAACACAGUUUUAUGAAAAUCCAAUUCCAUUUAAAUCAUCGUCUCUACGAUUUUGAGCACAGCAAUAUAACACCUAUUAUAUUAUAUAUAUAUCUAUUACAGCUAGUUAAAGAUUUGUUGAAUUUUUGUAAA